CUCCACGCCAAGUUCCAUGUACAUAUAUAUAUUGCUGUAGGUAGUAUUAGUUUAUCCUAUUUGGGAGUUUCACUUAUAAACAUGAGGGAAAGGGACCCUCUUGUAGUUGGUAGGGUUAUUGGGGAUGUUUUGGACCAGUUCACUCGAACUACAGCUCUUCGGAUCAUGUAUGGCUCGAGGGAGGUGACCAAUGGGCGCGAGUUCAAACCCUCACAAGCGGUCAACCAACCUCGAGUGGACAUUGGUGGCAACGACCUCAGAACCUUCUAUACCCUCGUUUUGGUAGACCCAGAUGCUCCAAGUCCAAGUGACCCACAUCUUAGGGAAUAUCUUCAUUGGCUGGUCACAGACAUCCCUGGAACCACAGGUGCAACAUUUGGGCAAGAAGUGAUGUGCUACGAGAGCCCGCGACCGACAAUGGGGAUCCACCGCUUUGUGUUCGUGCUCUUCCAGCAGCUCGGACGUCAGACGGUCUACACUCCGGGGUGGCGCCAGAACUUCAAUACCAGGGAUUUCGCUGAGCUCUACAACCUCGGCUCUCCCGUUGCAGCCAUCUACUUCAACUGCCAAAGGGAGUCGGGCUCCGGUGGAAGAAGGAUGUAUCUCUAACUAGUCAUUACCAGUCUUGUGUUAUUGUAUUUUAUCGUGUCGUCCUGAUCACUUCUACAUAUCUAUCUAUCUAUAUGCGCAUACAUCACACAAAUGACACGAUGGUUAAUAUAUAUAUAUAUAUAUAGAUUCCUCCAUGUACCACAUAAUUACCAUUAGCUCUAGAUUGCAUGGUUAUAUCUGAACCCGCUUUGAUAUAUGUUGUUGGGAUUUUGUAAUGAAAGUGCUCAAUUAUA
Messenger RNA from Ananas comosus (pineapple), 845 nucleotides. Its product is annotated as protein HEADING DATE 3A-like. NCBI's taxonomy places the organism in Eukaryota, Viridiplantae, Streptophyta, Magnoliopsida, Poales, Bromeliaceae. Bases 82 to 609 code for a protein of 175 amino acids. The transcript has 4 exons. The record is from RefSeq and is a predicted model, not a curated record.